This is a messenger RNA of Anolis carolinensis (green anole), 2426 nucleotides long. RefSeq names its product leucine rich repeat transmembrane neuronal 3 (gene lrrtm3). The coding region runs from base 543 to 2267 and encodes 574 amino acids. Gene Ontology annotation, molecular function: protein binding. The transcript has 3 exons. The record is from RefSeq and is a predicted model, not a curated record. Gene Ontology annotation, cellular component: extracellular matrix. NCBI's taxonomy places the organism in Eukaryota, Metazoa, Chordata, Lepidosauria, Squamata, Anolidae.
GCAUUCACCGAAACCAAAGCAACAGUCGGAGGAGCUUUCAGAAUGACAGUACGCAGAAGUGAACAGUGCUUGUUCAUUGUACAGGGUCAUCCAGGCUUCUGUGCUCCAACGCAGCUUCCUUAGCUGGAUCAUGGGGUGCUAACUAUGAGAACUGCUGCCCAAUGGAAUACAGACGGCUGAAUUCAGGCAGCUGAGUCUCACUUGGAGGAAUCUAUCAUGCUUUUUGCACGGGGUGAUUUGAAAGAAGCCAGCUCCUGAAUGUAACGAUGCAAAAACACAUCAUCCAUGAAGAUCCUAUUACCUAGGAAGAACUUGGCAUCCUGCUGCAAAGGCUGCGUUGGGAUUUAUUUAUUCUUGGGAUGUUCAGCGUGUCUGGAAAAGAAUAAUGUUCCAAAAUCAGUCCAUCUCCCAAGGGGUCCAAUUUUUCUUCCCGGGUGUCAGCAAGCCCUGACUCACCACAGAGCAGCUGACAGGGGCUGUCAUGCUUGUGGCACCCUAAGCAAAAGCAAAAGACCUAAGGACGACCUUUGAAAACACAAAGGAUGGGUUUCAAUGUACUUAGGCUACUGAGCGGAUCAGCUGUAGCCCUGGUAAUAGCCCCUACUGUAUUACUGACAAUGCUUUCGUCUGCUGAACGUGGAUGCCCUAAGGGCUGUAGGUGUGAAGGCAAAAUGGUAUAUUGUGAAUCCCAGAAAUUGCAGGAGAUACCUUCAAGUAUAUCAGCUGGUUGUUUAGGUUUGUCUCUUCGAUAUAACAGCCUCCAGAAACUAAAAUACAAUCAAUUUAAAGGUCUUAAUCAACUCACCUGGCUCUACCUAGACCAUAACCACAUCAGCAAUAUUGAUGAAAAUGCUUUCAAUGGAAUACGCAGGCUAAAAGAGUUGAUUCUGAGUUCCAACAGAAUUGCCUAUUUUCUUAAUAAUACCUUCCGACCGGUGACAAAUCUCCGGAAUUUGGAUCUGUCAUAUAAUCAACUGCAGUCGCUAGGAUCUGAACAGUUCAGGGGCUUAAGGAAGCUGCUGAGUUUACAUUUGCGGUCGAAUUCCCUAAGAACAAUCCCUGUCCGAAUUUUCCAGGACUGCAGGAAUCUUGAACUCUUAGACCUGGGAUACAACAGGAUCCGAAGCUUAGCGAGAAAUGUCUUUGCAGGCAUGAUCAGACUGAAAGAGCUUCACCUGGAGCACAAUCAAUUUUCUAAGCUCAACUUGGCACUUUUUCCAAGGCUAGUCAGCCUGCAGAACCUUUAUUUACAGUGGAAUAAAAUCAGUGUUAUAGGACAAACGAUGUCCUGGACCUGGAGCUCAUUACAAAGACUUGAUUUAUCUGGCAACGAGAUAGAAGCUUUCAGUGGACCUAGUGUUUUCCAGUGUGUGCCCAAUUUGCAGCGCCUCAACCUGGAUUCUAACAAGCUCACGUUUAUUGGUCAAGAGAUUUUGGAUUCUUGGAUAUCUCUCAAUGACAUCAGCCUUGCUGGGAAUAUAUGGGAAUGCAGCAGAAACAUUUGCUCCCUAGUAAACUGGCUUAAAAGUUUCAAAGGGCUGAGGGAAAAUACAAUUAUCUGUGCUAGCCCCAAAGAGCUUCAAGGGGUGAAUGUUAUUGAUGCAGUGAAGAAUUUCAGUAUUUGUGGCAAAAGUACUACAGAGAGGUUUGAAUUGCCACGGGCCCUCCCUAAGCCAACCUUUAAACCCAAAGUCAUUAGGCCUAAGCAUGAUGGCAAGCCCGCUAUGCCCCCCACUGUUGGGUCCACCGAAGCCAGCUCAGAGCCCGAGCAUGAUGCAGAGCACAUCUCCUUCCACAAGAUCAUAGCAGGGAGUGUGGCCCUUUUUCUGUCAGUGCUGGUGAUCCUCCUGGUGAUCUACGUGUCAUGGAAGCGUUACCCUGCCAGCAUGAAGCAGCUGCAGCAACGCUCUCUCAUGCGAAGGCACCGGAAAAAGAAGCGACAGUCGCUGAAGCAGAUGACUCCAACAACACAGGAAUUUUAUGUCGACUAUAAGCCAACCAACACCGAGACCAGUGAGAUGCUGCUGAAUGGGACCGGACCUUGCACCUAUGGCAAAGCAGGCUCCAGGGAAUGUGAGAUCCCUUUAUCGAUGAAUGUGUCAACAUUUCUUGCAUAUGAUCAACCUACGAUAAGUUACUGUGGUGUGCAUCAUGAACUUCUUGCUCAUAAGCCCUAUGAAUCAAAUGCACAGGAAGAAACCAUGGAGACACACUUAGAAACUGAUCUGGAUCUCAGCACAAUCACAACAGCUGCGCGAAACCAGUGAUCACACCCAGCUGGCUUAUGUGGUCUGAAAAACAGUCCAGAGUUGCCACCAAUUUUUUUAUUUCUCAUGAAGGAUGACAUGAAGAUUUUCUUCUGUGAUGGAUUCCAAAAUACCUGAUCAAUUAUAAAAUAAAAUAAAAGAGUUCCACAUUCAGAUACA